AUGCAAGUAUUUGACAAUUUAGCUUUAUAAGAAGUUUAAUCAAUUAGUAUCGAUGGGUCUCCGGAUAGAUUGAAAGAAAUAAUCAAAAUGAUUCUGUAAGAGUUGAAUCAAAUGGGAUACGACGAUGUCUGCAACACACUUGAAGAGGAAUCUCAAACUAAAUUAGAUACUUCUUAAAUGAGCGAGUUGAAGGAAUCCUUUUUAAAUGGAGACUACGAAAAGCUUUUAUAAUAAUUAGAAUUUUCAGAGACCAUCAAUAGAGUAUUCUAUUAUUUAAAAUAGAAAUUAUAAUAUGAAAUAUAAAAAUAAUUGUACUUAGAGUUAGUUCAACAAAGGAAUUACGAAUAAGCAGUCAAUUUGAUAAGAUAAUUGUCGGAGAGUAAUGAGUAGGAAUCACAGGUUUUAGCUAAGUAUAAAAUGUGAUUGAUUUGAUUAGAAUGAUAUUUCUUAAGGAAGAUGCCUCUUAAUUGUAUACUUAAUUAGGGAUACCUAUGGAUUAAAGGGAACAAAGAUUGCAACUAUAUUAGAAGACAUUAAACCUUCUGAAUUUUGGACAUUUUUCGCUAAAAACACAGUUUGACAAAGUGAUCGAUCAAGCAUUUGAAUAUUAGAAGAAACGAUGUCCGUAUCAUGAUGAUUCGAAUGAGAAUAAGAAUUACUCAUUGUUGCUCGACCACAAUUGCUAAUCUUACUUAAUACCUAAGAAUAACUCGAUAAUCUAUUAAGGUUUUGAUGAUGAAGUAUGGAUUGGUAAGUUCUCGAAUUCAGGCGUAUGGAUUGGUUGUGCAACUAGGAAAAAUUCGAUUUACAUAAUUUCAAAGGAAUAACAAUGUAAAAUAAGCAAGGCACAUAAUAUGGAUAUAAAUUCACUUGUUUUUUCAUCAGAUGAUAAAUUGUAAAACUGAAUAAAUUUAAAUGAUUAGGUUGUUUUCAGCAUCAAAUGAUAAAAAAAUCAAUGGAUAUGAUGUGCAGACUGCUUAAUUAAAAGUAACAAUGAAUUAACAUACUAAUGAAGUGUUGUGUUUGGCCUAUUUUAAAAAGUAUUUUAAUCUAUAAUAAUGAGUCAACUAUUUAGUGGUGGUGUAGAUGGAUGGAUAGGAAUAUGGUAAGACAAUGGAAAAUUGGUGAAUUAAGUUAAAAGUAAAGUAGUGAAGAAUAUUUUAAUGACUGAUUAAUACAUGUUGCUUCACAAUGCAGCAAUAUUUUCAAUCACUGUGAUUGAGAAUGAUUCUAAAUUUAAUAAAAUAAUAACCCAUUUGGAGGAAUAAGAAUUGAUUGUUUCAUCAGCAGUCAGUCAAAAUUAAUAAUUCUUAGUUUUGAAUGUCUCAAAAGAAAAGUCAAAAUUGCAUUUGUGGAGUCUUAAAACCUUUUAAAAGUUGCAUGUAUUUUUUGGAUUUCAAGUCAAAGGAAUAGAAAUGAAAUGUUGCUUUGGAAGUAAGAAUGACAAUUAUGUUUGUGUUGGGAGUCAAGAUGGCAAGGUACAUUUCUUUAAUAAAAGCAAUCAAUUACAACAAAAUGUAAUUGAUGGACACAAUCAAGCUAUCAAUUACGUUGAUUGGCAUAGUUAAACAGGCUAAUUGUUGACUGCAAGUGAUGAUUAAACUGUCAAAAUAUGGAUUCAGGAUUAAGUCACAUAGUCAUACAUAAUUAAUGUCACCUAUGAGUAUGAUUAACCAUCGAAUUCAUAAUAUGGCGAAAUUGAAGAAGAACAAGAGGAUCAAGAAGAGGAAGGGUAUUCAUAACAUGUAGAUGCAGAAUUUUCAUUUUGA
Messenger RNA from Paramecium octaurelia, 1769 nucleotides. Lineage: Eukaryota; Ciliophora; Oligohymenophorea; Peniculida; Parameciidae. The record is from the annotation of a GenBank genome assembly.